Molecule: messenger RNA, 414 nt
Organism: Cricetulus griseus (Chinese hamster)
Lineage: Eukaryota; Metazoa; Chordata; Mammalia; Rodentia; Cricetidae
Source: RefSeq, a predicted model, not a curated record
AUGGGUGAGAGCAUAGUCAGAGGAACCAUCAUUGGUGCUGCAAUAGGAGGAGUUGGGGCUGUGAUUGCUGCUCCCAUAGCCCUGAGUGCCCUGGGCUUCACUGGAGCAGGAAUUGCAGCAGGAUCCAUAGCAGCCAAGAUGAUGUCAGCAGCAGCAAUCGCCAAUGGGGGUGGAGUUGCAGCAGGAAGCCUGGUAGCCACACUGCAGUCAGUGGGGGCAGUUGGACUCUCUGCAUCAUCCAACAUCAUCCUGGGCUCAGUUGGGGCAGCUGUUGGGGCAGCUGUUGAGCAAGCUUCUGAAACCUUGCUUGAAUUUAUUAAACAACGGCGGGACCCAACAGAAGAAUCAGAAGACAGUGAACCUGAAGAUGAUCCUCCAAAUUCAUCAUUGAAGUCAGAGAAAGAUGAAAAAUAA